AUGAGUGUAAUGGUGUGCCCGUCCGAUCUGACGCUAAUUGGAGACGAGCUGUCCAUCGGUGAUGUCAUCCGCGAUAUCAUCCGGAUGGGCCCGCACGAGGAACCGCUCCAUGUGCUCGAUCUGGACGAUGUGGUGCUGAAGCACUACGGUUGGUGCGCGAAGAUGCCACGCGUCAAGCCGUUCUACGCGGUCAAGUGUAACGAUGAUCCGCGCAUCCUGCAGACGCUGCACAUGCUCGGUGCCGGGUUCGACUGUGCGUCGAAAGGGGAACUCGAGCGUAUCCUUGGGCUGGGCGUGGAUCCGGACAACAUCAUCUUUGCGCAGCCGGCCAAAUCGGUACCGUCGCUGCUGUACGCCCGCUCCAAGCAGGUGCUCACGAUGACGUUCGAUGGUGCGGUCGAGCUGGAGAAGAUCCAUCGGCACUAUCCCGAGGCCCACCUGGUGCUGCGCAUACGGCACGAUUCGCAGAAGGUCCGGUGCUCGCUGGGUAAGAAGUUCGGUUGCGAGCCGGUACGGGAUGGUCCGGAAUUGCUACGAUACGCGGCGGAGCUGGGGAUGAACGUGGUCGGCAUUAGCUUCCACGUCGGUUCGGAUUGUGAGGAGCACGAGGUGUACUACGAUGCGGUGCAGGUGGCCAAGGGACUGUUCGAGUACGCCAAAACGCUCGGCUAUAAGCUGACGGUGCUCGACAUUGGUGGUGGCUUCCCGGGGGAUAACAACAAACCGCUCGAUCGGUUUGCGGUGGCCGUCAAUGCGGCUAUCGAUCGGUUCUUCCCGGCGGAUUGUAACGUGCGCAUCAUGGCGGAACCGGGACGGUACUACGUGGCAUCGGCCGUCACGCUCGUUUCGUUCGUUGAGUCGAAGCGUGUAGUGAAGGAGGUGCAGGAGGAGGAUGGUACCGAGUGUACGAUCAUGCACUACUACUUAAACGACGGUGUGUUCGGAACGUUCUAUACGACCGCACACGAGGCACAACCGGCGAUACCGAUUGUGGCGCGCAAACCGGGGGCCACCGAGUAUCGGUCGAUGGUUUGGGGACCGACCUGCGAUUCGGUUGAUUUGAUCCUGAACGACUGGAAGCUGCCGGAGCUGGAGCUGGGCGAUAGUGUGGUGUUUGAGAACUGUGGCGCUUACACCUCGGUACUGUCCUGUCGCUUCAAUGGCUUUGCCCUGCCGAAGGUGGUUGCGUACCUGCGUGAAGAAACCUGGAAACUACUGCAAGACAUGAUUGCCGCACCUGCCUCUAGCACACCAGAACCGGUGGACAGCAGCACGGUGGAGGGUAAACUGCUGGUUACGCACGAAGCCUUUACACCAUUGGCCGAAGCGGCCCUUUCCGUCUGA
Messenger RNA from Anopheles darlingi, 1344 nucleotides. Its product is annotated as ornithine decarboxylase 1-like. Bases 1 to 1344 code for a protein of 447 amino acids. Gene Ontology annotation, cellular component: cytoplasm. The record is from RefSeq and is a predicted model, not a curated record. The transcript is spliced from 2 exons. Gene Ontology annotation, molecular function: ornithine decarboxylase activity. NCBI's taxonomy places the organism in Eukaryota, Metazoa, Arthropoda, Insecta, Diptera, Culicidae.